This is a messenger RNA of Leishmania braziliensis MHOM/BR/75/M2904, 972 nucleotides long. Its product is annotated as putative heat shock protein-like protein. NCBI's taxonomy places the organism in Eukaryota, Euglenozoa, Kinetoplastea, Trypanosomatida, Trypanosomatidae. Gene Ontology annotation, cellular component: cytosol. Gene Ontology annotation, molecular function: protein-folding chaperone binding. The transcript has a single exon. The coding region runs from base 1 to 972 and encodes 323 amino acids. The record is from RefSeq and is a predicted model, not a curated record.
AUGAUCGACUACUACGAGUUUCUGGGCCUCAACCGGCAGUCGGGCGAUGACGAUGUGGCCAAGGCCUAUCGCCGGUAUGCACUUGCUUACAACCCGCAGUGUCAUUCCAACAAUGCCGACCAAGAGACGGUGCAGCGCAAUUUUACGAUGGCGGCGCAGGCGUACACUGUGCUCUCGGAUCCGAAGACGCGCGCCAUCUAUGAUAUCUACGGAGAGGAAGGCGUCCGCCAUGGUGGCACCGGUCAACAAGGGGUGCCGGGCGGUAUCAACCUUGACUUAAUCGAUCCCAACGCUGUCUUCACCCGCUUCUUUGGGGUUGACAACCCGUUUCAGGUGAUAGGUCGCAUUGACGGGGUGAAGAGCAACCAGCAUGACUUCUUUAGCGCCGUUACCGGCAUGCCGCCGAACCCGCCCAAGUGCCCGUCAAUCGAGGUACUGCUGCCGGUGACGCUCGAGGACGUAUUUUAUGGCGCCACGCGCCGGGCCACGUGGAGUGCGUCGCAUGCUGGCAUGCCCGCACUUGAUGCUGCGGCGACCGUAACGGAGGAGUCCUACGAGGUGCGUGUAGAGAAAGGUGCGAAGACGGGCGACCAUUUCACUGUCGAGGGACGUGGCAACACCUGCCUCGGAUACGCGCGUGGUGAUGUUGUCAUAGUGGUGAACGUCAUGCAGCAUACAAGAUUUCGUCGGGAGGGCGACGACCUGGUCACUAAGGCAACCAUCUCCCUGCGCGAUGCUCUCUGCGGCACCACUGUGACGGUGCAUACGAUGGAAGGCCGUGAGCUGUCCAUCUUGAUUGACGAAAUUGUGGACCCCACCUACCGCACGCGCAUCGCUGGUGAAGGUUUGCCGAACCACGGCGGUGUUGAUGCUCCACGCGGCGACCUCGUCAUCGAGUUCACCACAAAGUUCCCAAGCUUUUUGACUGCGGAGCAGAAGACGGAGAUUGGCCGUAUAUUGGAUGCCGACUAG